Molecule: messenger RNA, 847 nt
Organism: Brassica napus (rape)
Lineage: Eukaryota; Viridiplantae; Streptophyta; Magnoliopsida; Brassicales; Brassicaceae
Exons: 3
Coding region: 13-588 (191 amino acids)
Biological process (GO): regulation of gene expression
Cellular component (GO): peroxisome
Source: RefSeq, a predicted model, not a curated record
AAUUCGUUUUUCAUGUCAAAUUCAUCCUUGGAAACCAUGGUCAACAACUUCUACGAGGCGGACACAGAGGUCUUCUGGGACGUGACUGACUUCCCUAUCCGUACCGAUCGCUCUUAUCUCGAGACUCUCAGAUCAGUUCUUGUCAGCAAUGGUUAUACUGGUGAGCUAAAAAUCAGGGCUUAUGGUGAGAAGAAACCGCACAAUCUGGGUGAUGGAGUCACCUUCCUACUUAAAACGGAGAAAUUUUCGAGACUUGGUAGGAUGUUAGUGGACAUUGGUCUAUGGGAAUUGGACACAACUCGCUUGUUUGCUUGUACCCCAAAAAAUGUGAUGGUAAUCGCAGAAAACAUAGACGAAGAUACAGACUUUGUCUACGUUUCUAGGAAUUUGAGAUCACCUGCUAAUAAUUGUCUCUGGGUACUGCCUGAUGAUUACGAAAAGGAGAAAAUAAAGCGUGUGAAGCUUCCUAGUGCAAGCUUUAUAUGGAUAUGGAAAGAUCUACUGGCUGGAAAAAAGCCCAUGUCCUCAGAGAAGUUAUCUUCAUUGCGUUGCAAGGCUCCCUUUGAGCGCGCCUGGGCUGAGAUUUGAUUCCAAGAAUAAUAAUGUAUCUGAACUUAAAUGUUUGAUUCCAAGAACAAUGUGUAUCUUUGUGUAAUAAUCUCUCAUCUGCAACAACUAUGUGGGUUCAAUUUGAUGAUUUUGCAGUUGCAACCUUUUUUUUCCCAUUUUCUGCUUGUGUAAUUUCAUAGAGCCAGAUACUUUUUUCUGCUCCCAUUAAUUGAAGAAUUUAUAACUGUUAAAUCAAAACAAACGAGUGCGUAAAUGGCAAGUUAAAGACGAUCUACAA